This is a messenger RNA of Chionomys nivalis (European snow vole), 1005 nucleotides long. It is a transcript of the gene Tlx1, whose product is annotated as T cell leukemia homeobox 1. Gene Ontology annotation, cellular component: nucleus. The transcript is spliced from 3 exons. Gene Ontology annotation, biological process: regulation of transcription by RNA polymerase II; animal organ development. The coding region runs from base 1 to 1005 and encodes 334 amino acids. NCBI's taxonomy places the organism in Eukaryota, Metazoa, Chordata, Mammalia, Rodentia, Cricetidae. Gene Ontology annotation, molecular function: RNA polymerase II cis-regulatory region sequence-specific DNA binding; DNA-binding transcription factor activity, RNA polymerase II-specific. The record is from RefSeq and is a predicted model, not a curated record.
AUGGAGCACCUGGGUCCCCACCAUCUCCACCCGGGCCACGCGGAGCCCAUCAGCUUCGGCAUUGAUCAGAUACUCAACAGCCCGGACCAGAGCGGCUGCAUGGGGCCGGCUUCGCGCCUCCAGGACGGAGAAUACGGCCUUGGCUGUUUGGUCGGAGGCGCUUACACUUACGGUGGCGGGGGUUCAGCCGCUGGGGCGGGGGCCGGAGCUACAGGAGCUUAUGGCGCUGGUGGCCCGGGUGGUCCCGGCGGCCCGGCGGGCGGCGGCGGCGGUGCCUGCAGCAUGGGCCCACUGGCCGGCUCCUACAACGUGAACAUGGCCUUGGCGGGCGGCCCUGGUCCCGGCGGCGGCGGCGGCGGCGGUGGGGGCGCUGCUGGCGCGGGGGCUCUGAGCGCUGCGGGGGUGAUCAGGGUGCCCGCUCACAGGCCGCUGGCCGGAGCGGUGGCCCACCCCCAGCCCCUGGCCACUGGCUUGCCUACUGUACCCUCCGUGCCUGCGGUGCCGGGUGUCAACAACCUCACGGGCCUCACCUUCCCCUGGAUGGAGAGUAACCGCAGAUAUACAAAGGACAGGUUCACAGGUCACCCCUAUCAGAACCGGACGCCACCUAAGAAGAAGAAGCCGCGCACAUCCUUCACACGCCUGCAGAUCUGUGAGCUGGAAAAGCGCUUCCACCGCCAGAAGUACUUGGCUUCGGCGGAGCGCGCCGCUCUGGCCAAGGCGCUCAAAAUGACCGACGCGCAGGUCAAAACCUGGUUCCAGAACCGGCGGACGAAAUGGAGGCGGCAGACAGCAGAGGAGCGUGAGGCUGAGAGGCAGCAGGCGAACCGCAUCCUCUUGCAGCUGCAGCAGGAGGCCUUCCAGAAGAGCCUGGCCCAGCCCCUGCCCGCAGAUCCACUGUGUGUGCACAACUCGUCGCUCUUUGCCCUGCAGAACCUGCAGCCGUGGUCUGACGACUCCACCAAAAUCACUAGCGUCACGUCGGUGGCUUCGGCCUGCGAGUGA